AGAUGAGGCAGUGAUAGCCCCGUCAUUUUCAAAAUGGCAGCAACAUUUCAAAUAAGCGAGUUUGACAGUGAAGACCAAAUAACUAAAGAAAUAGCAAAACAAGAAGAGAUAACGUCGUUGAAAUACAUAAUCUUGCGCAAAGACAAACGUUUUGGGCGAAAGGAUGCACACCCUUUGGAAGGAAAAAAGAUCAGCUGGGAGGUAAAAAGUCACCCAUUCAAUGGAGUUCCAUUUCAGGUUGUGGGCACAAGCACAUAUGAAUGCCAUCAGGGGAAAGACCGACAAGUAAAAGCUAAAGAGAAACAUGCUGCUAAAAUGAACAAGAAGGCGCUUGAAGACCAUGCCUUAAAGAGACGGAAACAAAAUACAAAGAAGGUGGACUGCAAGGCUUUAAUAAACAUCGCCCACAUUAUCCGCUUUCCUGGUUUUAAGAUUGAGGAGAGUACUGUGCGCUCUAAAAAGGAGGCCUCCAAAGAUCUGAAGGCAGCUCUAAGUGAAAGACCAAGCUCUGUGAAGGCAGAGGUUGUCUACUGCGUCAGGUUCCCCUCUCUCUCUGAGCAUAGCUCACACGCACUUGUUGGCGAGUGGUCCUCUGAGAAGAACUUGAAGGUGUUGCAGAACCAAUGUGCAGACUAUCUAAAAGAAAUCACAGACCUCACCUAUCAUCUUGAAGAUGAAGAGUACAUGACUGGCCUGUCUUCACAUUUGCAAUGCCUAUUGCAGGAAAUGAAAGGACUUGUCCCACAGGAUAAAGAUCUCAUAUUGACCCUUUCCCCAAGGAAGAGAAAGGCUGAGGAGGACAUGGCCACCCUACCAACCCAGGGAGCGUCGCAACCUUUCACCGACAGUGUAGGACAGCAUGCAGAUUUACAGAACACAUGCGAAGAACCAUGUUUGCCAAACUGAGUGUGGAGUGAGAUUGCUUGUAGGCAGGGAGCCUAGGGCGACGGAGGAUGGCAGUGUGUGUAUAUAUGUGUUGAGUCCUUUUUUUCUUUAGAAUAUUUGGGUGGUAACCCAAGCUCGCCAGCAUACUUGUUGUACUAUUUUAAUAUUAAUUGUAAUAAAAUAAAAAUACAAUUGGGUGAUAAUCCUGUAUGCAGUGGUGGAAAAAUUACCCAAUUGUCAUACUUGAGUAAAAGUAAAGAUGCCUUAAUAGAAAAUGACUCAAGUGAAAGUCACCCAAUAAAAUACUACUUCAGUAAAAGCAUAAAAGUAUUUGGUUUUAAAUAUACUUGAGUAUCAAAAGUAAACAACUGCUAAAAUAUAUUUAAGUAUCGAAAGUAAAAGUAUAAAUAAUUUAAAAUUCCUUAUAUUAAGCAAACCAGACGGCACCAUUUUCUUGUUAUUUUUUUAAUUUAUGGAUAGCCAGGUGCACACUCUAACACUCAGACAUAAUUUACAAAGGAAGCAUUUGUGUUUAGUGAGUCUGCCACAUCAGAAGGAAGUUGGGAUGACCAGGGAUAAGUGUGUGAAUUGGAAAAAUGUUCUGUCUUGCUUAGCAUUCAAAAUGUAAUGAGUACUUUUGGGUGUAACGGAAAAAGUAUAGAGUAAAAAGUAAAUUAUUUUCUUUAGGAAUGUAGUGAAGUAAAAGUUGUCAAAUAUAAGUAAUAUAGUACAGAUACCCCAAAAAACUACUUAAGUAGUACUUUAAAGUAUUUUUACUUAAGUGCUUUACACCACUGCUUGUAUGUGGUGCAUUUCCACAUCCAGUACCCAGGUCAGGUCUUCUGUCUGAUUCCCUCCGCAUUCUCUCAAAAUAUCUUUCCAUGUAACUUACUGUGGUAUCUCACAAUCGAAUCUUCACCAUAAAAUGAAAACCUGUGUUUACAGUCAAAGAUUAAUGUGUUUCUGACAGUUUUAUAUUACAGUGCUAAUUGGUGGAGUACUGUGGCUACCAAUAUCCCUGUGAGCCUUCCAUCUCCAUGUUGCCAAGGGUUAAGAGUAUAAAUCAUAGAUUAAUAAUAUUACAUUGUAUUAGACUCUCUAAACUUGUUCUAUGGAUUUCUUGGCCAAAAUCUUUUAACAGUUUUUUUUUUAUAUACAUUUUGAGAUCUGGCUGUGGAACGCCUGCAAUACCUCCGCGGAACCCUUUUGGAGAACCUCUGAUUUAUACGUUCAUUGUGUGGUCUUGUCGGUUUCCACUCCAAUAUAAGAGAGAUCUCAAAAAUGGAGAAUGCAGUGAUAAGGCUAUUACAUUUUAGGACAUGUGGUUUUGGUCUGUGAUAUAGUCUUGAGUGGUUUUGAUAUGAAAGUGAAACACUCAUACUUUCACGUUAUCUUUUUUAGCUGAUUAGGCCAUGUAUCUGAUUCACCUGGGAAUACACUGCCCUCGCCAGAACCUGUUUUAUCUCUCUUGUCAUUCUAUAGUUGCAUACAGUUUCAUAACUGUUUACACAACUGUUUGUCUAUGGAUUUUGGUGGGGGAAACAAGGUCUAACACAUUUUAAAAGUUAUCUGAUUACUUUACAUAAUGUGCUGCAUUUCAAAUUGUUUGCUUUAUUACAUCUGUUAGUGGAUUUGGUAUUCCACACACCUUUCUUUGGUCUGGUCUUCUCAGCUCCCUGGCUUUACUAGUUAUCUCCUAGUUCUCAAAAAUGUAUUGUCAGUCAGUGUUUUCUUUUGUCCAUGAGGUCAAGGGAUUUGUGGUUUGAUAUUGGCUUGUCUUACUGCCCCUGGGGUAAAGUCUCAUAACAUUUGUCACAUUAUUGUUUAAUGACACCCACGCUUCAGCCAAAAAUGUUUAACUAACCCAAGACAGACUUAUUUCCAAUGGGAGCAAAUUAAUCAUAGAGGGCAGAACAAGCAAGGAAGUGGGCAGAGCCAAGCACAAGCUAGUGACAUCCUAUUGGUGUGUCCCAGCAUGUAUUUGCAUAUUUCCAUUAGGAAACGCCUACUCUUAAGUGCGUGUGUGCAAUGACUCAAUUCAUGCUUGCACUUCUUUUAAACAACGCCAUUUUUGUAAACUUUGGUAAAGGGCAAAGUCUACAAAACAUACUCCAUUCUGUUUUUAAGUGAUUCUAGUUUUGGGAACAGAAAAUGUAUAAUUGAUGAGAAAAUUUGCAGAAUGUGGGCCAAAAUCCAUCUUCUCACACAGCCGGCCACUGGGCUUGUUCUUAUCACCAUAUUUGGGGGUAAGUGGAAAUUCCAACCGAAUACUUAAGAUAUUUACAUCCGGUGAAACAUCUGGCUCAUUGUUUUGUAUGAGCUGCUGCUACGGACUACAUUUUAGAAUUUGUUUUAUUUAACCUUUAUUUAACAUUUACUGUAAAUGUCAGAUAAAUUGUGGUGUAAAUAUAAUAUGGGGGGAUCUAGAUAGAACACCUCAAUCAUUUAUAUAGCUUGCAGAGAAAAUAAAUAAAUUUUCCCCCUCAA
Salmo salar (Atlantic salmon) is the source of this 3372-nucleotide messenger RNA. The record is from RefSeq and is a predicted model, not a curated record. Lineage: Eukaryota; Metazoa; Chordata; Actinopteri; Salmoniformes; Salmonidae.